AUGGCGGAGUCGUUUACCUUGGCCGCCACAACCGCUUCACUAGCAGUUCGCCGAUAUCACUGGGGUGUUCAAGAUGCGCAUCGCUUGCAAAUCGCAGUCAUGGACAGCACCUCCUUGAAGGUGAUUCGGCUUCUUUCCGACACUUUCCUCUGGCUCGCCCAAGCGCAGACCCUUAUACGGCUUUUUCAGCGUCAGCGCGAGAAGAUUAUCAUCAAGUGGGCCGCUUUUGCCCUCAUCACCCUCGAUGUCAUUUUUAGCGCGCUCAACAGCUUUCAAAACUCCAACCCCACUAACCAAGGCAGCACGCGGCCUCAGAGCUUCGUCGAAGCAAUCCCCGCCCUCAGCUACCUUUUCCAGCUCUCCCUAGGCCUGCUCUAUGCCGCCUGGGUCAUCUACUACGCUAUCCUUAAGAAACGAUACGCGUUUUAUCAUCCGCUCAUGAAGAACAUGCCCCUCGUCGCCGCUAUAUCCCUGUUCUCUAUACUUGUACCCGUUGUGUUUUUCAUUAUUGACAUCUCGAAACCUGAGUUCGCCGGCUGGGGCGACUAUGUUAGAUGGGUCGGCGCUGCGGCAGCCAGCGUGGUUGUGUGGGAGUGGGUAGAGCGCAUAGAGGCGCUAGAACGCGAAGAGAAGAAGGACGGCAUUCUAGGUCGCCAGGUAUUUGACGGAGACGACAUGGUGGAGGCGUCCGCGUCGUCAGACUCCGCUUGGUCCCGCAAGCUGAAGAAACACGACUCCGAAGGAACAGGUGGCGAUGGAACGGGCAGGGGCUCCGGACCGCUGCUGUCGACUCGGGGAAGUAUAAUAGCACACCGGCGACGGUGGGGAGAGGGAUCGAGCUCCCGGACAGGACGGGGCCGUGGAAAACUUGCGGCCCCCAUGUGGCCGGCUCACCCGCCGCCGGUUGCGACCCCUAUAAGUCGUACCGAUACAGCCAGCGCGGCGAGCACGGUUUACGCGGUUCGAUACCAGCAGGCAUCGGAGGGAACACCUGAACCUGGAGCCGUUGGGCCCUCUGCCGGCGGUGUCCCCCUCCGUACGACGGUGCUGUCUCCAAGCGGCAGCUCAGACGUCAGCCACGCCAUCAGCGGUAGCGAAAGCACAGGGCCGGUGGCCGAGGCUAACGCAAAUCGCGCGACCCUCUUCCACCGGGGCGAGGGCCAGUCGACGGGAACGCAAGGAGAUGUCGAGGCCCCGGAGCCGGUGCACCGUCACCGUCGGGAGGACCUCACACGAUUCGACUGGCGGUCCAAGCUCGAGGACUUUGCCGCGACGCAAGCCGAGAAAUUUCGCGAUAGGAUCCGGCCGCCUACGGACGCGGACAAUAUGCGGGUCACCGUCAUUCCAGCGCCGCCUCGGCGGGCGCUGCCCUGGAGCAACUCUUGGAAGAGGAGGAACGCAGCAGCGAAGAAGCUGACCUAG
Molecule: messenger RNA, 1422 nt
Organism: Parascedosporium putredinis
Lineage: Eukaryota; Fungi; Ascomycota; Sordariomycetes; Microascales; Microascaceae
Source: the annotation of a GenBank genome assembly